Austrofundulus limnaeus is the source of this 1417-nucleotide messenger RNA. Its product is annotated as probable G-protein coupled receptor 21. Lineage: Eukaryota; Metazoa; Chordata; Actinopteri; Cyprinodontiformes; Rivulidae. Gene Ontology annotation, biological process: G protein-coupled receptor signaling pathway. The record is from RefSeq and is a predicted model, not a curated record. Gene Ontology annotation, molecular function: G protein-coupled receptor activity. Bases 100 to 1146 code for a protein of 348 amino acids. The transcript has a single exon. Gene Ontology annotation, cellular component: membrane.
CACAACAAACAGGACGAACGAGUUCAGGCUUUCAGAAAACGAGAGUUCUCCUGACGGGGACCAUGUCUGCUCCAAGCUGAAACCCGCUGUGCUCCAAACAUGAACUCGUCUUUCGACGCGAACCAAAGCGGCUCCUCCUUGUUCUGCCUGCUGGGAGCCGUGGACUUCUCCCGGAGCCUGAACACCUGCGUGCUGGAGGUGGCCGUCAUCCUCUUCCUGGCCGCGCUCAUCAUCGCCGGGAACCUGGUGGUGAUCCUCGUCUUCCACUGCGCGCCGCUGCUGCACCACCACACCACCAGCCGCUUCAUCCAGACCAUGGCGUACGCCGACCUGCUGGUGGGCGUCAGCUGCCUGGUGCCCUCGCUGUCCCUGCUGCGCCUGCUGCGCGGCCUGGACGAGGAGCUCACAUGCAAGAUGUUCGGCUACGUCAUCUCCGUGCUGAAGAGCGUCUCCAUGGCGUCGCUGGCGUGCAUCAGCGUGGACCGCUACAUCGCCGUCACCCGCCCGCUGUCGUACGGCACGCUGGUGACGCCGUGCCGGCUGAGGGCGUGCAUCGUCCUCGUCUGGGUGUACUCGGCCCUCGUCUUCCUGCCGUCGUUCUUCAGCUGGGGGAAGCCGGGCUACCACGGGGACAUCUUUCAGUGGUGCGCCGACUCGUGGAGCACCAACUCCAGGUUCAGCACCUUCAUCGUGGUGGCGCUGUACGCGCCGGCGGCGUUCACCGUCUGCUACACCUACGGGAAUAUAUUCUGGAUCUGCCGCCAGCACGACAAGGAGAUCACCCAGCGCCACGCUCGCUUCAGCGCCACGGGCGACCAUGGCGAGCGCUGCGACGGCUGCACGGACCGACGCUACGCCAUGGUGCUGUUCCGCAUCACCAGCGUCUUCUACGUGCUCUGGAUGCCCUACAUCCUCUACUUCCUGCUGGAGAGCGCCCGGCUCUACCAGCACGCCACGGCGUCCUUCCUCACCACGUGGCUGGCCAUCAGCAACAGCUUCUGCAACUGCCUCAUCUACAGCCUGUCCAGCAGCGUCUUCCGGAAACGGCUCGGCAGCCUCUUCGACCCGCUGUUCCCGGCCUGCGCCGGCGCCAACAAGGCCCCGCCCCCUGCGGGCCUGCGACACAGUGCUCGGUGCCACGUGUGAGGCCCACAUUAGGUUCAGUCGGUUUGAACUUCAGAGGAAGAUGCAGGUUGAGCUGGUCCCUCAGUGCGAAACGUCUUCAGGACCCCUUGUGUGGCGCGCAGUGAGGUGCCCGCUCAAGUGCCUGCAGGAGUUUUAAAAGCUCCACGGUUCCUGCUGAGGCGUCUUUAGAUGCUGACAAGAGAAGCGUCUCAGCAACUAGAAAAAUAAUUUAGUGUUUUAAAGAAUAUUUAUGAACACUUUUGCACUUUUAAGAUGUUCAAAAUGAAAAAAA